AUGUCUCUACUUUUUUAUUUAUACCUCAUAAUGAGCGUUUCUGCAGAAGCACAUGGUUUUUGUCCUUCGCAAUGCACUUGCGUUUACCAUGGCAGAAGUGAUGGCACUGGAACAAGAUCUGUGCUCUGUAAUGACCCCGACAUGUUUGAGAUCCCUGUGAAUGUUCCUGUGGAUACUGUAAAACUUCGUAUAGAAAAAACUGUCAUACGAAGGAUUCCCACUGAAGCCUUUUACUAUCUAGUAGACCUCAAAUAUCUGUGGGUAACUUACAACUGUGUAGCCAACAUUGAUAUCAGCAGCUUCUACAACCUGAAACAACUGCACGAGCUCCGGCUGGAUGGUAAUCUGAUCUCAACUUUCCCUUGGGAGUCUCUGGCAGAGAUGCCCAACUUGAGGACUCUCGAUUUGCAUAACAAUAAAGUGACCAGCAUUCCAGCCGAGGCUGGCAGGUACCUGAGGAACCUCACCUACCUGGACAUCUCCAGCAACAAGCUCACCACCCUGCCCUCUGACCUGAUGGACAUUUGGCCGCCCUUCUCAGAAGUUGUCCCUCCCAAAAGCACAGACAUUCUGGCAACUCAGAGAGUCAUUUUGGGUUUGCAGGACAACCCAUGGUUUUGUGACUGUCGCAUUUCAAAGUUAAUUGAAUUUUCCAAAAUUGUGGACAACUCAAUUGUACUUCUUGACCCACUGGUUACAUGUAGUGGACCGGAGAGCUUGGCAGGGAUCUUGUUCCAGAGAGCUGAGUUAGAACAGUGUCUUAAGCCAUCUGUGAUGACAUCAGCAACCAAAAUCACCUCCCCGCUGGGAAGCAAUGUGCUACUACGCUGCGAUGCAACCGGAUACCCAACACCACAGCUUACCUGGACUAGGUCAGACAAUAUACCAGUGAACUAUACAGUAAUUCAAGAAACACCUGGAGAAGGUGUCCGAUGGUCCAUAUUAAGCUUGACAGGGAUUUCAUACAAGGAUGCAGGGGAAUACAGAUGCAAAGCAAAGAAUUUAGCAGGAAUGUCAGAAGCUGCUGUUACUGUCACAGUGGUUGGUGUUGUUACUACAACCGUGUUGCCACAGAAGUAUGGAAGGAAGCAGGAGGCUGAGAGACAGAAUACCACACUGGAGGAAUCCAAGAAGGAACCUGAGAGAACAACCACACCUCUUCUGACCACAUCAACCACCACAACAGCACAGGUUACCACUGAAAGAUCAACAAAUGCCAGGGUUACUGACAAGAAGCAAUCCAGGUCCAUGGCUGAUGGAAAGAAAAAUUCAAAGACAACUUCACUUAAGGCAGCAGCUACAGCUGAGCAAAAUAUUACUGUGAUGGACCUAAGGGUGAUCACUGAAACAGAUGAAAGAGUGACCUUGACUUGGAAAACUGUCAAUGCCUCAAGCAACACUGCAGUGACUGUGUUAUAUUCAAAGUAUGGAGAUGAAGAGAUGUUGCCUCUGAGCACGGAUUCUAGCAAAAACAAAGUCACAAUUGAUGGUUUGCAACCUAGUACUCAGUAUAUGGCAUGUGUUUCACCCAAAGGAGUGCCACCUACAAAAGAGCAGUGCAUUAUUUUCACUACUGACAUGUUAAAUGAUGAAAGCAGCUCUCAGUUUUCUAUUCUGAUAAUGGGCAGCAGUGCAGCAUGUGUAGUUGUUUUACCUUUGAUAAUUUUCUUACUCUACAAAGUUUUAAAACUUCAUGUGAAACCCAAAGCUCCUAAGGAAGCUGACCUUGCAAAAGAGACUUAUGUGAAAUUUGAAACACUCUCUCUCAAGCCUCGAGCAGUGAAUGCAGGAGGAGAACUCUGGGCAAGAAGAUACACAGAUGAGUCAGAAAGACUUCUCCUUUGUUCUAGGUCAAGUAUGGAUUCUCAAAUGACCUUCAAAAGUGAAGGCUCUAGGUCUGAGUAUCUGUGUUGA
Phasianus colchicus (ring-necked pheasant) is the source of this 1914-nucleotide messenger RNA. The record is from RefSeq and is a predicted model, not a curated record. NCBI's taxonomy places the organism in Eukaryota, Metazoa, Chordata, Aves, Galliformes, Phasianidae.